UUUUUCUUGUCAUUCGGCGCGAGCUUGACAAUCUUCCUGAGUUGAAGCGCAGCGUUUGCUUAAUCCAGAUUUUGCCUACAUAACUAUUUUUACUCUGGUUUUACGUCUCUUCAUGUAGCAUAAAUGCCGAAACUUUUGCAAAAAGCUCUGGGUUUAGUUUCCGCCUGCUUCUCCGUUUGUUGCUAGGCGAUGGACGGACAGCAGAUCCUGGUGAGCGACCAAGAACCCAAAGCCCUGCGAGAAGACACGCGGAGAAGGAGGAGAAAGAAGGCCAUCAUGUCGACGUCCUGCACCUCCAUGGAUCAGAUCAGCGUUGAGUUUGUCCUCCCUACGGCGGCGCAAGGCGGAAACAGCCCCGACACUCUGCUGCUGGAGGUGGCUGGAAACUGGACGGUGGAACAGGUGAAAGCUCAGGUGUGGCUGAAGGCGGUGACUUUGAACCUCUGUCAGGACUUCUACCAGCGCUUUUCCCCGGACCACUGCAUCCUGCUCUACCAGAAGAAAGGCAACGUGUGCGAGAUCUACGAUAAGCACCAGGUGUUCCAGACGCUGGACUGCAUCCGUUACUGGAGAGCCCUGAAGAAGGAGGUGGGGCGCAUCCAGCUGGUUCCCCGCCCGCAGCCCUCGGACGAGUCCCAGCAGUACCAGCGCUACCUCAACUACCUGAUUGGCUACGACGUGACUGAUGUCAGCAACGUACACGACGAUGAGCUGGAGUUCACCCGCAGGAAGCUGCUGACGCCGCGACGCAUCCAGCUGUCUGAGCGGGACGCAAAACUAUACUCCAUGGACCCCUGGGUCACCCGCAAGCCGCUGCCCGAGCACCUGCUCAGCAAGAUCAGCAACGGGCACAUUCUGGUGGUGAUCCACAUCGGCACAGCCAGCCAAACCAUCAAGGUCUCCAUCGACAACACGCCAGCACAGGUAUUGGUGAGCUUUCUCGCCAAGACAGCAAAUAAGAGAAGUUUGCUGGGCAUUCCUGACAACAUGUGCGAGGCCGACUUUGUGCUACGUGUGUGUGGAAGGGAGGAGUACCUGUACGGGGAUAAACCGCUGCAGGACUUUAACUGGAUCCGUCAGUGCCUGAAGAACGGGGAGGAAAUCCACCUGGUUCUGGAGGCACCACCAGAUACAGACCUGGAUCUGGUUCAGAAGGAGGACUGGGCACAAGUGGAUGACUGCACCGGAGUUGCAGGUACCCAUGAGCAGUUGACCAUCGAUGAGAAGGACCAUGAACGAGUGUUCACCAUCUCCAUGUGGGACUGUAACAGGAAGUUCAGAGUGAAGGUGCUGGGUAUCGACAUACCAUCUCUCCCCAAAAUCCCAGAGUUUAUUGUCUUCAUAGAAGCCAGCAUCUUCCACGGCCAACAGCUUUUAGCCCAGGAGAGGACGUCCUCUAAAACCUUCAAUGAAGAAGUGCUGUGGAACUGCUGGUUGGAGUUCAACAUUAAGAUCAAGGACCUGCCUAAAGGAGCACGACUCAACCUCCAGGUGGUCUGCAGGAAGCAGUCCCAGACGCCAAACUCCAAGGGAUCCUCAGCCUACCAGGAUAAUACAGCGGGAACAGGCAGCCAUGACGGAAAGAUCAAGAGUCGUCUUCUGUACUACGUCAACCUGCUGCUGAUCGACCAUCGCUCCCUGCUGCGCCAGGGCGAGUUCAUCCUCCACAUGUGGAAAAUGCCCGAGAAGAGCGAGGAGAGCAGCAGCAGCAUCAACGCAGACAAGCUCACCUCGGCCACCAACCCCGACAAGGCCUCGGCCAUGGCCGUCGCCAUCCUGCUGGACAAGUACUGCUACCCCGUGGUGCUGCCCAAGAGUCGGGACGUGGGCCGGGACGCCGCCGCCAGCGCUGGCUGCGACGACGCCGAGGAAGGGGAGCGUGGUCAGAGAGAGAUGCCCAACCACCUGAAGAAACAGUUUGAGGCGAUUGUGGCCACAGACCCCCUGCAUCCGCUCAGCCCUGAAGACAAAGAGCUUCUGUGGCACUUCAGGCAUGAGUGUAUGCGCGACCCCAGGGCCUACCCAAAACUCCUGGGUUCAGUCAGGUGGGGGAAACAGGAAGAUGUUUUGGCAACACACCGUCUGUUGGAGCGCAGCAGCGCGUGGGACAGCAGUGGUCUGGACGUUGGUCUGGCCAUGCAGCUGCUGGACUGCCACUACUCAGAUGCUCAGGUUCGCUCAAUGGCCGUCAGGAAGCUGGAGACGCUGGAAGAUGAUGAUGUGCUCAGAUACCUUCUGCAGCUCGUACAGGCGGUCAAGUUUGAGCCCUACCAUGACAGUGCCCUGGUCAGGUUCCUGCUGAAGACAGCUCUGAGAAGUAAGCGUAUCGGUCAUUUUCUCUUCUGGUUCCUGCGCAGUGAGAUCGCUCAGUCCAUGCAUUACCAGCAGAGGUAUGCUGUCCUGCUGGAGGCCUACCUCAGAGGCUGUGGUGAGGACAUGCUGCAGGACUUCAGGAAACAGGUGGAGAUGACGGAGGCUCUGCAGAAAGUCACCCGUGAGGUCAAGGCCAUGUCUGCUGACAAGUGUGAUAUUACAGCACAAGUGGUGUUUCAGUUGCGUCAGAAACUGGAGACCCUGCAGUCGUCCGGUCUGCCGAAGAGUUUCCGAGUCCCUUAUGAUCCUGGACUGAGAGCUGGAGCCCUGCUGAUCGAGCAGUGUAAAGUGAUGGCGUCUAAGAAGAAGCCACUGUGGCUGCAGUUUAAAAGGGCCGACCCCACCACUCUGUCCAAAGACCCCAUCGGCAUCAUCUUCAAAGACGGCGAUGACCUCCGACAGGAUAUGCUCAUCCUGCAGAUUCUGCUGAUCAUGGAGUCGAUCUGGGAGACGGAAUCACUGGAUCUCUGUCUGUUACCAUACGGCUGCAUCUCCACUGGAAACAAAAUAGGUAUGAUUGAGACUGUGAAGGACGCCACCACCAUCGCUAACAUCCAGCAGAGUGUUGUGGGAAGCACCGGAGCUUUUAAAGAUGAAAUCCUCUGUCAGUGGCUGCGAGACAAGUGCGUCAGCGAGGACAAGUUCCAGCAGGCUGUGGAGAGGUUCCUGUAUUCCUGCGGUGGCUACUGUGUGGCUACCUACGUUCUGGGUAUUGGGGAUCGCCACAAUGACAACAUCAUGAUCACUGAAUCUGGGAAUCUCUUCCACAUCGACUUUGGUCACAUCCUGGGGAAUUACAAGAGUUUCAUGGGAAUCAGUAAGGAGUGGGUUCCCUUUGUGCUCACACCAGACUUCCUGUAUGUCAUGGGAACAUCGGGAAAGAAAAGUAGCCCCCACUUCCAGAAAUUCCAGGAUGUGUGCGUGAAGGCUUACCUCGCCCUUCGGCACCACACCAACCUGCUCAUCAUCCUCUUCUCCAUGAUGCUGAUGACCGGCAUGCCCCAGCUGACCAGCAAGGAGGACAUCGAGUACAUCCGCGAGGCGCUGACAGUCGGCCGCAGCGAGGACGAGGCGCAACGCCACCUCCUGGACCAGAUAGAGAUCUGCAGGGAAAAGGGCUGGAUGGUUCAGAUCAACUGGUUUGUUCAUCUGGUGUUGGGGAUCAAGCAGGGUGUAGAGAAACGGUCCACUUAGGACUCUGUGUAACGUAGGACAGAUUAAGAUUUCCUUAACGCAUUUAAAAAAAAAAAUGUAUUUGAUGUAAAUAAGUCUUACAAGAAGGUUCCAAUAGAAGACUGAAAAGUCACUUUUUAAAGUCUUGGUAUACCUGCAAACACAGAUUUUAAAUUUUAUACCACGGGUCAUCUGAAAUAUAGUCAUUUUUAUGAAGAAGAAUAUCAGCAGAUGAAUGAUUUAGAAAUGGGAUAUGAAAAUCACAUUAAAAAACAAAACAUUUCAACUAUGGAAAAAGGCUGGAUCUUGAGUCUGGAAGAGUGAUUUUAACCCGAGACACUGCAUGUACGCAGACUUGGCACCAAGAUCCAUAAGUGCUAAAUGAAAUGUGAUGAAUUAUAUUAUAUGUUGAGGAGACAAGGAACAGGAUAUAAAUCCAAG
Messenger RNA from Etheostoma cragini (Arkansas darter), 3987 nucleotides. It is a transcript of the gene pik3cg, whose product is annotated as phosphatidylinositol-4,5-bisphosphate 3-kinase, catalytic subunit gamma. The record is from RefSeq and is a predicted model, not a curated record. Gene Ontology annotation, cellular component: cytoplasm; phosphatidylinositol 3-kinase complex, class IB; phosphatidylinositol 3-kinase complex, class IA. Gene Ontology annotation, biological process: phosphatidylinositol 3-kinase/protein kinase B signal transduction; phosphatidylinositol-3-phosphate biosynthetic process; cell migration. Gene Ontology annotation, molecular function: 1-phosphatidylinositol-4-phosphate 3-kinase activity; 1-phosphatidylinositol-3-kinase activity. The transcript has 24 exons. Bases 190 to 3567 code for a protein of 1125 amino acids. NCBI's taxonomy places the organism in Eukaryota, Metazoa, Chordata, Actinopteri, Perciformes, Percidae.